Messenger RNA from Drosophila novamexicana, 1072 nucleotides. RefSeq lists its product as uncharacterized. The record is from RefSeq and is a predicted model, not a curated record. The coding region runs from base 131 to 994 and encodes 287 amino acids. The transcript has a single exon. Lineage: Eukaryota; Metazoa; Arthropoda; Insecta; Diptera; Drosophilidae.
ACAAAUUCUCUAUCAACUAUUUAUAUUAGUUUUACUCUUUCUUGAGCCGCUCAAAAUUUUAUGUGGAACUUAAAAAGAUAAUUAUAAAAUUCCAAAAACAAAAAAAAAAUUCUUUUAGCCGACCUUCAAAAUGAUGCUAUCCACUUAUCAACACGACUAUGUUCCACCGAACACGAAGCGCUACGAGUUUAUGAGCCACCUCAAGACACACGACGGCUUCGGGGGGCCAAAGGUUGUGGAAUGCGAAUGCGUGGAGGAGGACAAGAUAAAGCCGCCGGAAGACGCGGUCAAGAAUUGCUCGGGCGUGGAAUGGACGGGUAUAGCACCGAUGGGACGUUUAGUGGAUCCACGUCUAAUACCAACCGAACUGGCACAGGAUCAGGUGGAGAAAAUGGCGUUUGCCCCCGAAUCGGACUGCUCGAAGCUGCAGCCGAAUCGGUUUCUCAAAAUAUUACGCAACGUCUAUCCGGAUUUGUACGAGCGCCUGAAGUUAAUGCCCAAGGAGGAAUUGGGACGCAGGCUGGAAACGAAUCGCAUGUACACAACAUAUCAGAUUGAUUACUGCGACGUUAACGAGUACCCAGAGGGCAUUUACGAGAGCAUGAAGCCCACAGACGAAGCAUCCAAAAUGAAAUCGGACAAACUGUUGUCGAAAAAGGAGCCUUGUUCCGAAUUCCGUUCGGAUGUGAUGAAGCAGCUAGAGCGCGAAAAUACCACCGGCUACGAAGUCAAGGACGAUGAAUGCGAGCAAGCCUAUAAGCCAUUCAAGACCACAUUCUCCGAUUCCUCCCAGUUCGUCAACUCGGGCAACAACUCACACUGGAAGACGGCGGGCAGCACGUUCCGCAAGUCGCCGAACUUUACCGAAUACAUGGACUCAAUCAGCCGCAACGGCUGCAUCAUAAUGCGCAACAAGCUGCACGAUCAUUCCAAGUGCCUGGCGAAUCAUUGCCGGCACGAGAUCCGGUUCAACUGCACCGACAUGAAACAAUAGUCUUCAAAAGUAUCUCUAUAAUCCCUGUUGCUUGGUUUGUACACAACUGUUUGAUAUGUAUAAAUUUAAAUUAUCAGA